AUGUCGGGCUCCGGGGACCUGAUCAACUUCGAUGUGAUCGAGUCGCAAAAGGAGAAUAUCCAGGCCUUGCCCACCGGGAGAUCAGCAAAGGCUUUGGUAGCAGCAAUCUCUCCUCUCAGCAGCGGCAACUAUUCACGAUGCAGUCCCGACGAUACACAGUCCGUCAACGAUUCGAUUCGAGCAGAGUACGAGAGAGAACUCGAGGCCGUUGGUGAAUCGGACGAUCCUCUCGAUAUAUACGAUCGAUACGUCAAAUGGACUCUAGACGCUUACCCGUCGGCACAAGCAACCACGAAGUCUGGUCUCCUUCCGUUACUCGAGCGAGCCACAAAGACAUUUCUUUCGUCCAGCCACUACAAGAACGACCCGCGGUAUCUACGCCUCUGGUUACAUUAUAUCCGCUUGUUCUCGGACGCUCCCCGGGAAACGUUUGCAUUCUUAUCGCGUCACGGGAUCGGUGAGGGCCUGGCUUUGUUUUACGAGGAGUUUGCGGCUUGGCUUGAGGGCGCGGGACGUUAUGCUCAAGCGGAAGAGGUAUACAAGAUGGGAUUGGAACGGGAAGCCCGGCCGAUGGAGAGAUUAAUGCGCAAGUUUGGUCAGUUUCAGGAUAGAAUGGAGCAAAGACCAGGGAAUCCGGAUGGGCCCUCUUCACCAGCUUUACCUACCGUACGCCCGGCCUUAGCGGCCAAGGUUGAUCCCUUUGCGUCCGCGAGACCGCCGCCUGAGAAUCCGCAAGAAGAGAGCAGAACCAGGGGUAUAGGGGGCGGAACGAAAACUCGCAGUGGAAAGCCGAAGAUGGCGAUAUUUAACGAUGCGGAUUCUGGUGCAAUGGGACCAAGUCCUGCGGCAGCACCGACGAAGGGGUGGGAUAGUAUUGGAUCCAUUCGAGAAAGGAAGAAGGAAAACUUGAUUGAGCCACGGCCCUGGGUAGGCGAAACCCUAAAGGCUGGAAAGAAAACAAAUCCAAAGCAGAAGAUGGCGAUAUUUCGCGAUCCGAAUUCAAUAUCAAAUAAUGCAAAAGCUGUUCCACCUGAAAAUCUUCCACAAAACCAGAGAGAAAGAGUCGAUGCCCGAACAGGAAAAGUCGAACGGGUUUUCGUUAAUCUUGCUGCCGUGUAUCCUGAUCCUGAGAAUCCCGCUCUCGAGAUGAGUCUUGAUGAGUUGAGAGCCUUACAUCGAGGUUGGAUGGACAAAGACUGGUCAAAACAAAGGAAGGGCGCGUUGAAGGAGGUAUCUGGAAAUAAAAGCAAGCAUCCGGUUGUCAGCGCAGGCAAGGCCAACCAGCCGGACAAGUCUCUAUCAGCACAACUACAAAACAAAUUAGUGAUACACAAUGACCGCCAACCGGCUAAGGAAAAUGGUGAAGCCGUUGAAGGGUUUCGAGAUGCAAAGGAAGGAAAGCCAAAAAAGAUAAAAGUGAGAGAAAUCAAAGGGGAGACUCAGACAGUCAAAACUAAGCUUGACUCUCCAACGGGCCCUAAGUUGAAGCGAAAGAAUACGUCAGAGCCAACAAUGACUUUCCAUACUCGUGCAGCAACCGAUGAGAUAUACAGCAUAUUCAAUCAGCCGCUAAAAGCCGAAUUGCAAGCAGCCGAACACCCUGAUAGCAUAUGUGGCAGUGAUUAUGAAGAUGAUGAUUAUACCAGCGCUGGAGAGAGCACAGCAACCGGGCGAAUAUCUGCCAUCCAUAGUGAAUUUGGGGAUGAUGAGACCAGUGCCUUUGAAAGAACACAAGAUAUCAAUGGAGGGAGUGAAUUUGAUGAUCAAACAAAGACUGGCGUCAGUGAAUGGACAGAGUUUAGUCCUGCUGAACACAUUUCGCAAUUUCACAGUGAACACAGAGAGGGUAUACAAGGGUCUGGAAGUGAGACGAACAUUUCAUCUUCAUCUCAAGGUCACUUUCAGGAUCCUGCUCAUUUCCUGCCUGCUGAUGAAAACGAGAAUGCUAUGUAUUCUUCCAGUUCAGACAGGCUCAAAGAGCACAGAUUUGUCCCCAUCCAGCCAGAGGAUUAUAAUCCACCAACUGGCCCUUAUCGGGAUCCCUACACUGUUGCUCAGAAUCGAUUGCCGUUCAUGACUCCGAUUUUGGAACAGACGGAGUCUUCCCUGGCUUCAACCAUUUUCAGAGAGAAACUGAGCACCAAGACACCAUCAAAGAUGGGUAAACCCUUUUGCCCUUCAGCUACUCCGGCGAUUCCAGAGGUCGACGGCUCGGAGCUUCUAGGCAGCCCAUUCCAGGACUAUACCCAGGCGAAUGACGCUGUGCUUGAGUACACUCGAGAGAUUAUUUCUCCCAGUAAGAUUGGGAUCCCGUUCCAGCCACCCGCUCCAAAGUUCCCUGUGUUUAAACGAAACGGCCAUGUGAUUAUCACAGAGCACCAAUGCAACCCGAUGGAGCGCGCAAUCCAGGAAAAGAUUUUACGUAGCGUGCGACCUGCGCUGCAUACGUAUGAAGGAUAUUACGAUCACAAGAUUGAGGUUGGAGGAAAUGCACCGGAAAUUAAAAGGUACUUCAAGAGUUUGGUUAAAGGCUCAAAAGGAAAUGGAGGAGAUAAAUCGCCUGCUGUGCCGCCUGUCCUCUGUUUUUCAGGUGCGGUUCGUAGCUAUGCUAUCAAACGAGAAUUGGGCGAAGGCGGUUUUGCGCCCGUCUAUCUGGCCGAAAGUAUUGAUUCUCCAGACACUUUCAGUGAUUCUGACGACGAAAAUGAUGGAUAUGAGCUGAGCCCAUGCACUCCCUCACCGAAAGGAAAAGAGCUUAAAACUAUACGAAACUCCGACCGCGGGUCACUUGAGGCCGUUAAGGUAGAAACGGAACCCCCGUCGGCCUGGGAAUUUUACAUGCUGCGUACCGCCCAUACGCGGCUUAGCAGCACAAGUUUGCACCGGCGUGCAGCCGAUAGUAUUGUUCUAGUGCAUGAACUCCACCAUUUCAAGGACGAAACAAUUCUCGUGGAGGAUUAUCGUGGCCAAGGCACAUUGAUUGACUUGAUCAACGUCAUGAGGGCUGAAUGCAAGGCUGGAGCAGGUUCAACAGACUCAGGCCUUGAUGAGGCGGUUUCCAUGUUUUUCGCUAUUGAAUUGUUUCGAACAGUCGAAAGUCUUCACGCAUGCGGAAUUAUCCAUGGCGAUCUAAAGGCAGACAAUUGUCUCGUUCGACUUGAUGAAGCUGGUGGCGCUCCUAUUUCGCUUUUGGACACCGAUCUGAACGGUAUCGAUUAUUCACCAUCGGGAGCGCAUGGUUGGCUGAACAAAGGUCUUACCUUGAUCGACUUUGGUCGGGCGAUCGACAUGCACGCUUUUAUCCCGGACGUUCAGUUCAUUGCGGAUUGGAAGGUUGCUGCGCAUGAAUGCCCCGAAAUGAAGGAAUGCCGACCGUGGACAUACCAGGUCGAUCUCUACGGACUCGCUGGUAUUGUUUAUAUCAUGUUAUUUGGGAAGUAUAUGGAGAUUAUCACCGUAUCGAACACGGAAAACGAAAGCGGCGCGAAUAGCGGUUUUGGCUCUCGUCGAAAUUAUCGAAUCAAAGAAUCGUUGAAGAGGUACUGGGAACGGGAAGUCUGGUCGGAAGUCUUCGAUCUGUGUCUUAACCCCACGAGUGAGAAAUGGGUAGAGGCCGAACGGCAACAUUCUGGCGCGAAUGUCGACCCAAGGUCAGCCAGAAGUGCUGACGGGAACAGGCUCACAAUGCCCAUGAUUAACUCGAUGAGGGUUGUUCGUGAGAAGAUGGAGAAUUGGCUUGCAGCGAAUGCGGCUCGCAAGGGGCUGCAAAGUCAGCUGAACAAGAUGGAGACUUUGAUAUCGAAGAAGCGGGCCAAACGAGGUGCGGAUAAAGAUUAGGAUACUGUUGACUGUUAGCUUUCGACCUUAGAAUCAUUAUGCUUGCUCUUGCCCAGCGAUGACUUAUGUGGCUAUGGUUGACGGUGGAUUUUUUUUCUAUGGCAUCUCUUUUUUCGAGCGACAGAUUGUUCAUAUGUUACAUACCACACUUUUAAUAAGGAUUUCUCCAAAGAUAGCCGG
Messenger RNA from Coccidioides posadasii C735 delta SOWgp, 4017 nucleotides. RefSeq lists its product as uncharacterized. Gene Ontology annotation, molecular function: protein kinase activity; ATP binding. Gene Ontology annotation, biological process: meiotic sister chromatid cohesion, centromeric; protein phosphorylation; mitotic spindle assembly checkpoint signaling. Gene Ontology annotation, cellular component: nucleus. Lineage: Eukaryota; Fungi; Ascomycota; Eurotiomycetes; Onygenales; Onygenaceae. The record is from RefSeq and is a predicted model, not a curated record.